AUGUCGACCGAUAGGGAGAAGGAGCGGGAGGCGGAGCUGGAGGGCGCCAUGUAUACCAACUGCCUCCUCCUCGGCCUCGAUCCAGUCGUCCUCGGCUCCCCCGCCGGCGCGGCCUCUCCUCGCGUCGGCCUCUUCCGGCACUCCAACCCUCGCCUCGGCGAACAGCUCCUCUACUUCCUCCUAUCCUCACUCCGCGGCCCCGCGCAGUCCGCCAAGGCACGCACGCACGCGCUCUCAAAUCCUCCUCAGCCUCUCCGGCUCUUCGCUAUUUUACCCCGUUCGCUGGACUUCGACAAAGUGUGGCCGAUCUUUGAUUCCGCGCAGUCCAGGGAGUUCCGCAAGAUCGUACAAUGUAUCAUCAGCGAGCUGGAGCAGCAGGGAGCGCUGCCACGGAGCAACUCCAGGGUUUCGUCUCUCGCCACCUGCUGCGGGCCUAGGUCAGUACACAUGGAUGCCUGUAGUUUGGUCGAAUUUGAGUAUGAUUCCUCUCCAGCAAGGAUUGCUCUUGAGAGGCGUAAAUUUCUUAAAAAUGCAAACAUUGCUGUUCAAAGGCAGACAACCUGGUCAAAUUUAGCCCAUGAAAUGACAGCUGAAUUCCGAAGUCUAUGUGCUGAAGAGGCAUAUCUGCAACAGGAGUUAGAGAAGCUACAAGAUAUGAGGAACAAAGCCAAGCUAGAGGGGGAACUGUGGGACGAACGUAUCUCAAGCUCAUCUGGACAGAAUUCACAUUUGGUAUCUAAGGCAACACGUUUGUGGGAAUCGAUAUUGGCUCGCAAAGGUCAGCAUGAGGUUUUAGCUUCCGGGCCAAUUGAAGAUCUUAUAGCACACCGUGAGCAUAGGUACCGUAUAUCUGGAUCACAAUUGCUAGCAGCAAUGGAUACAAGUUCAAGCAUCCCGCAUUCUGAAUUACUAUCAGCUCGAGCUGGUGAAACGUCUCAAAUUUUGGAUAAACAGGAGCAGAUAUCUUUAUUCCAGGGAAAGGAAGAAGCUCUUCCAAUAUUAGAUGAUAGGAAUGGGCGUGUCCAACAAACUGUUGACGUAGCUGAAAUUCUUCGACGUUGGACUCAUGCUUUGCAGCGUAUUCAUAAACAAUCUCUUCAUUUGGCCAAAGCAAAUGAUGGGGAGGGGCCAGAAUUACUCCGCAGUGCGUCUGACAGCGAAACUAGUAGCCAUGCCGACUCAUUAACUGCAACAUUGGCCGAACAUCGCCAGCAUUUAGUCAGUAUACAGGGCCUAAUUAAUCAACUCAAGGAAGCUAUUCCAGCAAUGCAGCAGUCAAUAACAAAACUUUCUGAAGAAGUUAAUAGUGUACCUAGUAAUCUGAUGGAUCAAACAAACUCCAGACAGUUGUCUGUCCAAAAUACAGUGCUUGGAAGACCAGAAGACGCCGUCGUCGUGCCAGUUCCAGCGAGCUUUGCGGCAGCGGUGGCUCUACGCCGGAAGACGCGCUGCAGGGGCCUGUGGAUGCGUCACAUGCACCAAAUGGGAGCGGCUAAAGCUACGAGCUCACCUGUGUCAGUCCGGGGUCACAAGGCUACCGGAGAUGGCACCAUGAUCGCCGCCGGCGACGUUUGGAAUGAGAAACUGGAGCAGGCGCUAGAGAGACAGCUGGAGGGAGAGGGAGGAGAAAGCAGCGGCGAAGUUUCAGAGGUGACUUCUAAGCUCUGUUCAGCACAGAUCGGCAAGGCUGGGAGUAGUCCUGCUCUAAAGCUACCUCCUCUAUUUAGUCUGACUCCAAGUUCUUCUGGAAAAGGAGCACAGACACAAAGACGGAAUGGCUUAGCACACCAACCUAGGCAAGAAAUUAUGCCUGAAGAGAAAGCACUUACCCACCCCUCAGCCAAAGAUCAAGCAAAUGGUUCGAUGCAUGAAAAUGAUGGUUAUUUUGCUCAUGACAUCAGACGUUCUGUUCGUGAAGCUGCUCUAUCAAAGCCAUUGAGCAACAUGGAGAGUCCACAGGACAAGAGUAGUGAUGAUGGUUCAGAGCACUUCUUCAUUCCCCUAUCAACAGGUGCUGCAAGGAAGGAUGUGGGUGCUGUGGCAAACCGAAGAAAACAAAAGAUAGGUCCAUCGUCGUCACAGUCGAAGUUACCCAAGAGCACAAGCGAUCUUUACUUCAAUCCUGACAGCCCAAUGCAUACAACCCCAGCUGUGUCAAGUAAACUGAAUGGCCAUGACGAUCCAAGCAGUGCUGCAAACUUUUUUUAUCCAGUCAGUGGUCAGUCGUUUAUGACAGAUGAUGCUCUUGAUCAAGUAUUCUCCCCGCCACUUCUGCUGGAGUCUUCCUUGUUCCCCGACGCGUACGAGGACUUGCUUGAAAAGGAUAAGUUACGCAACUAUUGUGUUUUCUACUUGCUUGAGUUUGUAUACUACAAAUCCAAGUGCAGUGUUAACUUGCUUGAGUUCGUAUACUACUGA
Molecule: messenger RNA, 2418 nt
Organism: Triticum turgidum subsp. durum (durum wheat)
Lineage: Eukaryota; Viridiplantae; Streptophyta; Magnoliopsida; Poales; Poaceae
Source: the annotation of a GenBank genome assembly